AUGGGCGAAGAAUUAUCAGGUUUGACAGUCAAAGAACUACAGAGUUUGGAGAACCAAUUGGAAAUCAGUCUUCGCGGUGUUCGUAUGAAAAAGGAGCAACUUUUUAUGGGUGAAAUACAAGAACUAAAUCGAAAGGGAGACAUCAUACACCAAGAAAAUGCAGAACUGUAUAAGAAGGUCUAUGGAACAAAAGAUAAGAAUGGAACAAACAGAAUUUCUGUUCCCACAGACAGUCUAGGCAUAGGAGACGAUUCACAUGUGCCUGUGAACCUCCAGCUCAGCCAGCCACAGCAACUACACUACAAAGCACCUUCAGGAACUACAAAACUGGGGUAUGGUUUUGAUCAUUUAGCUAGUAAACUGUUAAUCAUGAAAAGAAAACUAUUGACAUCAGAAUAUUUUGAUUGCUUCAGCAGACUACAAUUGCAUUGA
Messenger RNA from Lathyrus sativus (Indian pea), 432 nucleotides. NCBI's taxonomy places the organism in Eukaryota, Viridiplantae, Streptophyta, Magnoliopsida, Fabales, Fabaceae. The record is from the annotation of a GenBank genome assembly.